Molecule: messenger RNA, 2514 nt
Organism: Arabidopsis lyrata subsp. lyrata
Lineage: Eukaryota; Viridiplantae; Streptophyta; Magnoliopsida; Brassicales; Brassicaceae
Product: pentatricopeptide repeat-containing protein At3g46610
Exons: 1
Coding region: 385-2409 (674 amino acids)
Molecular function (GO): protein binding
Source: RefSeq, a predicted model, not a curated record
GCCUUUAAAUAAAACACACGUAUUGGGCCAAGUUAUUGGGUUUAAUUGUCUAAACGACACCGUUACAUGGUUUUCUCUUCCAUCAGUUGAAGCUUACCCGCUCAUGGGAGAUUGGAUGGCCACAAGCGCACCGCACCACACAACUUAACUAAAACCAUCUCUGUUUGGGUUGCGUCCGAAUUUUCGAAUUCGAGAUUGUUGAAGAAUCUGUGUUCGGGGGUUUUUGUUGUGUUUCGUGACGAAUUGUACGGAAAAGUUGCGACCUUGAGGAAUUUCAGUUCAUGGGUUAUUGCUUUUCCCGGUGAAUUUUGCGGCAACAUGCGAAAUUGGAGCGUUUGGUUUCUCUUUUGAUUGUUCUUGCUGGUGAUAUUGUGUUGGAAAAAGAUGCAAGCUUUAAGCAUUUGGCCAUUAAAGUCUGGUCUUUUAGUUGGAUCGAGAUUGGAAUUUGAGUUGGAUUGUUCUUGUUUUGUAGUUAGCCAUAAGUCUAGAAAGAGGCAUUGUUCUGCUCAACAGGGUUGCUUUGGUAGAAUCUCUAGCUUGAUCUUGGUUUCGAGUAAUAGGAAAUUUGAAGGUUUGGCCGUUAAUCCUACCUCGAAAGUUCUGUUUCUGUGUGAGCCAAAGAGAAAUUUGUCGGGAUCAUCAGUUGGGGUGGGAUGGGCCACGGAGCAACGGGAGCUCGGGGAAGAAGUUUCCACGGAAGAUUCAAGUUAUCCACAAACUGUAAAUGGAGGAGAAAAAACCAAUUCAAGAGUUGAUGUUAGAGAAUUGGCGUAUAGUUUACGAGCUGCUAAGACAGCGGAUGAUGUGGAUAUUGUUAUCAAAGAGAUGGGAGAAUUACCUCUACAAGUCUAUUGUGCUAUGAUUAGGGGUUUUGGCAAGGACAAGAGAUUGAAGCCUGCCAUAGCGGUAGUAGAUUGGCUUAGGAGGAAGAAGAGUGAAUCAGGCGGUGUCAUAGGUCCAAACCUAUUUAUAUAUAACAGCCUUUUGGGUGCGAUGAAACAGUCGAGUGUUGGGGAAGCAGAGAAGAUACUGAGUGAUAUGGAGGAAGAAGGGAUUGUUCCAAACAUUGUUACUUACAAUACUUUGAUGGUUAUUUACAUGGAGAAAGGGGAGUUUCACAAGGCCCUUGGGAUUCUUGAUUUAGUCAAGGAAAAAGGUUUUGAGCCUAACCCGAUAACAUAUUCAACGGCUUUGCUUGUCUACAGAAGAAUGGAAGACGGUAUGGGAGCUCUCGAGUUCUUUGUUGAAUUGAGAGAGAAAUACUCAAAGAGGGAAAUAGGGAAUGACGCCGAUUACGAUUGGGAAUUUGAGUUUGUUAAGCUCGAAAAUUUCAUUGGUAGAAUAUGCUACCAAGUGAUGAGGCGGUGGCUGGUGAAAGAUGAAAACUGGACUACUAGAGUGUUGAAGCUUUUGAAUGCAAUGGACAAUGCGGGGCCUAAACCGAGUAGGGAAGAGCAUGAGAGGCUUAUAUGGGCAUGUACGCGUGAAGAACAUUAUAUUGUUGGUAAAGAGUUGUAUAAAAGAAUCAGAGAGAGGUUUCCUGAGAUAAGUCUAUCUGUCUGCAACCAUUUGAUUUGGCUGAUGGGUAAGGCUAAGAAAUGGUGGGCAGCGUUAGAGAUCUACGAGGAUCUUCUUGACGAAGGACCUGAACCUAACAAUUUGUCUUACGAAUUAGUGGUCUCUCAUUUCAAUAUUUUGCUGAGUGCAGCUAGUAGGAGAGGGAUAUGGAGAUGGGGAGUUAGGCUACUUAACAAAAUGGAAGAUAAAGGAUUGAAACCGCAGAGCAGACAUUGGAACGCGGUUCUUGUAGCGUGUUCAAAAGCCUCUGAAACCACAGCUGCGAUCCAAAUCUUUAAAGCAAUGGUUGACAAUGGUGAAAAGCCAACAGUAAUCUCAUACGGUGCGCUGCUCAGUGCUCUUGAGAAAGGGAAGUUAUAUGAUGAGGCGUUUCGAGUUUGGAACCAUAUGAUUAAGGUAGGGAUUGAGCCAAAUCUUUACGCAUACACGACAAUGGCUUCAGUUUUGACAGGACAGCAAAAAUUCAAUCUUUUGGAUACCCUUCUCAAGGAAAUGGCAUCAAAAGGUAUUGAGCCGAGCGUUGUGACUUACAACGCAGUUAUAAGCGGUUGCGCGAGGAACGGGUUAAGUGGUGUGGCUUACGAGUGGUUUCACAGAAUGAGAGGUGAGAAGGUCGAGCCUAAUGAGAUAACCUACGAGAUGUUGAUCGAGGCUCUUGCGAAUGAUGCAAAGCCAAGGCUUGCUUAUGAGUUACAUUUGAAGGCUCAAAACGAUGGGCUUAAGCUCUCUUCUAAGCCAUACGAUGCGGUUGUUAAAUCAGCUGAAACUUAUGGAGCCACCAUUGAUCUUAAUCUGUUGGGUCCUCGACCACACAAAGAGAAGAGAGCUUAGUCUGAUACAAUAUUGUACAAGAAUAAUUUUUAUGACAUGCUUAAACAGACUUGGGGUUGAGUUUUUAAUUCUGAUUAAUCAGUAUAAAAAGAUAUUUCGUCGGUA